Molecule: messenger RNA, 426 nt
Organism: Eremothecium cymbalariae DBVPG#7215
Lineage: Eukaryota; Fungi; Ascomycota; Saccharomycetes; Saccharomycetales; Saccharomycetaceae
Gene: TVP15
Product: Tvp15p
Exons: 1
Coding region: 1-426 (141 amino acids)
Biological process (GO): vesicle-mediated transport
Cellular component (GO): Golgi membrane
Source: RefSeq, a predicted model, not a curated record
AUGGCUGAACAAGAAACUAUAUUACAGCGCAUUUUCCUCACAAAUGUUGUUAUUGGAAGUGUGUCUGUGUUGGUUUUCCUCGGCCAACUCUCCUAUAUCUUCACCAAUUUUGCAGCAUUUAUCAGGUCAAUAUUUGGAGUUACACUCUCUAUACCAUUGGUGUAUUUGGAAUUUAAACCGCUUCCUUGGUUAUCGAGAUUCGCUUCUUUCUACUACAGUUACUUAGGCAGAGGCUUGUUAUUAGUGCUUCUCUCAACAAUGAUAGUGACCGAAGGGUUUUUAGCUGUCUUCUCUGUAUACUUUUUAUUCAUCGCAGGAGUGGUCUUCAUCGUAUGCGAAUAUAAUUCCGGGGUCAUUGAGCCACCUAGCUUCAGAGAUGAAGGAGCCAGCCUGACUGUUGGCGAUGAUGACGAUGAUGUUAUUUAA